CGAUUUUUGUUGAUCUUUAGGCCCUUCAUAUAAUAUCAUUUCUGUGUCCUUCUUACAUGCUUGAUACCCCCUUUGUCAUUCUAGACAUACAACGAAAACAAAAAAGAAAGUAAUAUACGCCAUUGUAUAUUACUAUUUUCCCUUAUUCUGCCAAAAACGCCCAUAUGACCUGCUAUUAGACAGCCAUGAUCUCCAGCCUCACCACAAAAAUCGCCCUCCGCAAAGUCGGCCUCUCAGGCACCAACACCUCCCUAGACUUUUCAUCAUUCACAUCACCAUCCUCUUCUUCUCCAGCGUCCAAAAAUGACGCCAACAACAACAACAGCAACAACAACUGGUCUUCAUGGAUGACGCCCAAAUCUCUGCCCCUCAAAGUCCACCCGUGGUUCUCGCCGCCACCGCCUCCCGUCAAAGUCGCCCCCGUGCCUCGAAUCGGAGACGUCGCGCCGCAAGAUCGACAGAGGAGGCUGGAGCUAGGAAGGCGGAAUAAAUGCCUAGUUGUGUUUCUGAGAUGCGUGGGAUGUGCUUUCGCCCAAAAAACCUUCCUCACCCUCCGCGCCAUCGCAAACCGCCACGCCGGCUCCAUCACCUGCAUCGCAAUCUCCCACGCCUCCUCCCGCGCCACUUCCAAAUGGAUCGACAUGCUCGGCGGCGCCUGGAACGUCCAGAUUGUCAUCGACCAGGAGCGCGCCAUCUACGCCGCCUGGGGGCUCGGCGUCGCCAGCAGCCUGUGGUACGUGCUGGGGCCGACGGCCCAGGUCCAGGCCUGGAAGGAAACCGGCUGGCUGGGGGAGAAGGUGGCGAGCGCGAUUGAUGCCAAGAGGGGCAGCAGGGCGGAGGAGAGGAGGGUUGAGGCGAUAUUGACGCCGAGGAAGAAGGGAGGUGCUGCUGCUGCUGUUGCUGCUGCUGCUUCAAGUAAUACUAGUAGUAAAGGCAGUGGUGGUGGUGGUGGUGGUGAGAGCGAGACAAUCAACGAAAACAACCCUUCGACAGAGCUGGGCAGCAAAUGGCAAGAGGCUGGCGCUUUUGCCAUCGACGGAACCGGCACCGUCGUCUGGGGAGGCAAGGCCGUGAGGGCAGACGACGUGAUGGACCUGGAGGAGGGGGCCAAGUUGCUGAUGCUCUGAUAUGGCUUCUUAUGAUGGAGGAGACGCGAGAUCGAUCUCUGGCCAACCUGGCGUUGGAAAAAGAGGAUAGAGAAAUGUCUUUUCUUUUCUUUUCCUAGUAUAUAUAGAACAUGCUUAUAUGAUAGUAUAUAAAUCAUCACCACGAAU
Trichoderma asperellum CBS 433.97 is the source of this 1274-nucleotide messenger RNA. RefSeq lists its product as uncharacterized. The record is from RefSeq and is a predicted model, not a curated record. NCBI's taxonomy places the organism in Eukaryota, Fungi, Ascomycota, Sordariomycetes, Hypocreales, Hypocreaceae.